This is a messenger RNA of Caenorhabditis angaria, 2278 nucleotides long. NCBI's taxonomy places the organism in Eukaryota, Metazoa, Nematoda, Chromadorea, Rhabditida, Rhabditidae. The record is from the annotation of a GenBank genome assembly.
AUGUGGUUGAUGGACGAUGUGAGAAUGAGGUGAGCAGUUUUGUAUUUGAGAGAAAGAUUUUGAAGUACCUUUGUUAACAAAUCAUGAAAAUGGUUUUUGGUUUUCACUAUUUGGAAAUUAUUCUGUGAAUUCCAUCAAAACUGUAGAUUUUAUCCUUACUCUGAUAACUCCUUUUCAAAAAUUCCAGGACAAACGAAAUACAUUUUUAUGGUCAGUUCGUCAUCCAGAAAGUUCAUCUCGAGGUUAUCUUUUUGGCACAAUUCAUGUUCCAUACACUGAAGUUUGGAAUGAAGGUCAGUUUAUUUUAAAAUCAUAACUCCAAAUCAAAAAUGGAACGCUUUUUUUCAAAUCAACAUCUCAUUUUCCAUACGAAAAAUAAUCCUUUUAACCCUCAAAAACUUCUAAUCGUAUCAUCAAUUCUGAACAUGAUAUUUUUUGAAUUAUUCAUACAUAUCCUUCCAAUAUGAAAAAAAAAAUCUUUAAAAAUCUAGCUUUUUUGAGAGCAAAACCUUUUUUCGCUUCUAACAAUUUUACACAUCCAUCCAAAAAAGAACAAUGAAAAUGUGUGAAAAGAAGAAAAAACAUCAAGAAUUCAGAGUAAUUGUGCGGAAAAUUGUAUGAACAAAAACUUUUAUUUCUUCAACAUACAUAGAUACAUGGAACUCUUCCGGGGAUGGAACGGAAUAAUUUGACCUAAUCAAAUUGUGCGUGUUCGUCGGAAGAAAAUUCCGCAAAAAUAAUUAUAACCCACAGCAGGUGGGGGCAACCUUUUUUCUCUCGAAGACAGUCUGCUUGUUAUAAUGGGACAAAUUAUUAUUGUUGUUAUUAUAAUGGAAGCCAAUUUAUCUCGCGCACUGCACUUAUUAUAUUUUCACACAUUAAGAUGGGAAAAGGUUUUGGUCCUUCAUUUUCUGAAGAAACAAAAACAGCUAAUGGAAAAUAUGAUGCCUAAUUGUGCAGCUACCCAAUCGCUAGAUCAAAACUUUUUCUGGUAGAUCAAAAUAUGUCUAAAAAUCUUUCAGUUUUGCAUUUAAUUUCGUCUUGUUCUUCCUAAUUCAAGGCAGAAAAAUUUUGUCAAAAUUUCUCAACCACUUGAAGCUACAUUUUUAAUUUUUCCAUUAUCGAACACCCACUUCAUUUUUCAAAAUGUUCAAAAGGAAAAUGGGAAAAGGAAACAAAAAAAUCUAUUUUUUCAGUCAGUGAUCGUGUACGCGAAGCAUUCUCAUUUUCGGAUACCGUACUCCUCGAAGUCAAUCUUCGCGAUGAAGCCACAAUUCGGAGAUUGAUACGUUGCAAGAAUCUUCGUCGAAAACAAACUGCCAGAUCCUAUUUGCCAUCGAAACUAUAUUCAAGAAUAGAAAAUUGUGAGGACUAGAAAAACUUUACAAAAGUAAUAAUCCAUAUUUUUCAGUAAUGUUACUCUUUCAAAAAAGUCUGUUUCAAUGGGCUCAACAACGACAGAAUCCCAACAAUGGCGAGGCAUUCAAGCGAGCUGAAGAGAUUUACGACAAUAUUUCAGGUUAUUAUUUUUUGUCUCUUUCUUUUUUUCAUUGUCGGGGAGGUUUUCUGUGUUUUUUUUUCAUCAUAAGAUAUUGGUUGAAGUGGAUAGGACUUUGUGUAAAUAUUGUAAACAUGAGGAUAGAAAUAUAUACAAAUAUAUGCAGAUUUCCACUUGAUUCCGAGUGGAUCAUCUUGCUCGAUUGUUUUAUAAACAUCAUAUACAUAUAGGUAUAUAUUAUUGAACGGUUACAAUUUCCAAACUCAAUAAAAAAAUAAAUACAGAAGCACAUAGAUUCUUUAAAAAAUAUCCUUUUAAUUAUAUUUCAAAUUACAUAACACUAAUGAAAUAUUUUUCCAGGUGACUGGCAACGUAAAAGGCCCGAAUGGCUCCUUUUCCUGCUCUACCAGAUGUGUGAAAAUGUGUUUGAUCGACCAACAAGUCCAAUGCUUGAUUUAUACCUUGCACAAAAAGCGGCAGAAGAUCAAAAAAUGAUAAUUGCUAUCGAAACAACUGAAGAGCAAUGUAAUCCAAUUAAUUCAGUGACUGAUGAAGAGGUAAGAAACAAAUAAUGGUUCAGAUUACUUGGGUAGAGAGAGAGAGAGGGAAUUAAUUAGAAAUAGUGUUUGUGACUUUUUGGCAUGUAUUGUGAGGUAAUUUUCACACCUUACCACAUUUCCGUCUAUUCUCUCUUUUUGUCUUUUAUGUAUGCAUACAGGUGUUGUAUGUACACAUGGAUAUUCGAAGGCAAAUAAACAAAUACAUACGUCAAAUGGAUGA